AUGCAAUCACUGCAGAACAUUAUCAAACUGCUGGAUCUCACCGAGAUAGAGCAGAACCACUACCUCGCAACCAGCCCCAAUGAGGGCUGGCAGCGGGUCUAUGGUGGCCAGGUGAUUGGUCAGGCAAUGGUGGCCGCUUCGAGGACCGUUGAAGAAAGCCGCCAUGCACACUCGCUGCAUGGUUACUUUCUGCGCGCAGGUGAUACCCGUAUUCCUAUCCUUUAUAAAGUGGAUCGCAUUCGUGACGGCCGCAGUUUUACCACCAGGAGGGUGGUGGCGAUCCAGCGAGGUGAAGCGAUCUUCACUUUAUCCAUCUCCUUUCAGGUGGAGGAAGAAGGACUCUCACAUCAGUUUCCCAUGCCAAAAACCGCAUCACCGGACGCACUGGUGGACGAAAGCGAAUUACGCGCUGAACAGGCCAAAGACUGGCCAGAGGAGUUUCAGGACUCUUUCAGCAGUACGUCACCGAUACAGAUGCGCCCGGUAGACCCUCAGGAUCUGAUGAAUCCGGCUCCCGCACCACCCUCACAGAUGUGCUGGAUGCGCACCCGGGAAGCAUUGCCUGAUGAUCAACGACUACAUCAGUGUGUGUUGGCUUAUCUGUCAGACUGGUCGCUGCUGGAUACUGCAACGCGGCCGCAUGCCAUCAGUUUUAUGCAGGACAAUGUGCAGAUGGCCAGUCUUGACCACGCCAUGUGGUUCCACCGACCGUUUCGCGCGGAUGAAUGGCUGCUCUACGCCCAGGACAGCCCUGCUGCCAGCGGCGCCAGAGGCUUUAACCGCGGCCUGAUCUAUAACCAGGCCGGUGAUCUGGUGGCCUCUACCACCCAGGAGGGCUUAAUGCGCAUGCACAGCGCACCUCGCCAGCCGGUAGAACAGCCUUAA
Molecule: messenger RNA, 885 nt
Organism: Symbiodinium necroappetens
Lineage: Eukaryota; Dinophyceae; Suessiales; Symbiodiniaceae
Source: the annotation of a GenBank genome assembly